AUGGAUGAUGCAGUUCGAAUAAGCGCCGAAACGUUUCGCUCAAUAUACGAAAUGGGCUUCAAGACCUGGACUCAACUUGAUGCCAACAUCAAGGACAAAUCUAUGCUCCCUCCACUGUCCCAAGCUAUUGGGGAAAUCUGCCAUCAACACCCUGUCUUGACUCCCAAUCUCAGGCUCAAGACUGAUCAGAUGGGAGCCUUCGCUACUGGUGGAUGUAUCUGGAGCUCUCAUGGCCCGAAGUGCACCCACGCAAUUUCACCAUUUCGGCUACCAGUACGCAUCAAGGUUGCCGCAAAGAAGCCGGUUUCUUUGUCGAUAUCUGAACCAACUGAGAGCCAAAAGACCGCAUUUCCGUGCUUCAUACGCGAUCAAGACUAUAUCUAUGUACUUAUGCUAGCUUGGGCAUACAUUCUUUCCGCACGCUGGAUAGACAUUAUGCCUGGAACUUGCUCUCUUACCUACACCGACAGGCAAGCAAUAUCUCAACAAGACACGACUGGAUGCCAAGGCAACGAAAACCUCAUCAGUGUUCAGCUUGGCCACGUGAGCCCACAAGAAGCUCGGUGGUGGGCCGCCAUUCUUGCUCCAGGCCAGGGUUGGCAAGCAAAUCUGGAAUAUGAGCAACAAGCAUUCGUGUCGCCUUGGUCAAUCCACGUACAGCAGAAUUUCGAGUUCCUACUGCUACACAACACAGAUCUCGCGACUUCUCCAUACCCAGCCGCAACGUUCUCAGAUGCUGUCCAUUAUCUCAACCGAUUUUGCGCACGACACGGAGUUUCUGAUCAGAGUCAAGCUGCUCUAGCUUCCGUUCUUUUGCUACCUUCUAUGGGCACCCUGAAGUCUUUGCGAUUACCAACCCCCAGUAGUCAGAUGAGUGCACCACAUACUACAGCUAACUCUGUGGUUGAAGACUUGGAUAACGAUUGGAUUUACAGGAGCUGUUACAUAGAUAAGCUUCUAACUCUAAGCUGCAAUACUAGGGGCAUGCGCACUCUUCUUUUCAGCGUCUUCUAUGAGCCUAGCAUUGAGUGCAACGCCGUCACACCGUGGCUCCAGGGAACUUUGGCAGCAAUCAAGCAUGUGGCCGGAAACAACUCAUACCUCGCUGGUCGUCUAUGCAUGGAGCGUUCGACGCGAGUGGCCUUUUUGUGGCUCGGUUGCAUCAUACUCAACAUACAGAGUGAACUCCUUCGAGAGGUUCAUUUUGGACAAAUACCUAUUGACCUCCCAUCUGCCUCGUGGUCCGGAACUACACAGUCAUUCAUCCAACAGCGUGUUUCCAACCCGCUUGUAAUAGAUGGGUUCAUUUCGCGUGCGGAUGAGUGUCGGCUCCUGUUCCUUUCCCAGUCCGAACGCCGCUCUCGACUUCCUGUGUGUCAAUGGACGCCAUUCGGCAAGACCCCUGUUGGCGAUGUCGAUUUGGAAGUCCGAGUCCAUCAGCAAUGCGAAGACCAUUGGCUGCAGUAUGAAGGCAUCGAAUGGGAAUAUGAGGAUGGCCAUGUUGAGUUUCUCCCGUCACAAACGGGGGACAGCCAAACCAUUCCUAGCAAGCCACCUAUACAUCUAUCCACACAGGAACUUACUACAGAUAUAUCCUAUGAAGGACUAGAACGAGAUCGGGAGGCUAUCUCAGAGAAUGCAACACGCAACAUAUUUGGCUGGCUACGCGUGGAUGGCUAUGCGCAGGGUGAACAAGACAUCUGGAAACAUGAGUGGUUCGACAUGUCUGACUCUGACGACGAUGAUAUCAAGGAGGAGGAAACAAUAUCUGAUACCUCGGCCCAACUAUCUCCGCGAGUAGAGUCUUGGGUUUUGAACCACUCGCACUAG
Molecule: messenger RNA, 1830 nt
Organism: Fusarium pseudograminearum CS3096
Lineage: Eukaryota; Fungi; Ascomycota; Sordariomycetes; Hypocreales; Nectriaceae
Exons: 1
Coding region: 1-1830 (609 amino acids)
Source: RefSeq, a predicted model, not a curated record